Messenger RNA from Ceratina calcarata, 1616 nucleotides. RefSeq lists its product as uncharacterized. The record is from RefSeq and is a predicted model, not a curated record. The coding region runs from base 1 to 1401 and encodes 466 amino acids. NCBI's taxonomy places the organism in Eukaryota, Metazoa, Arthropoda, Insecta, Hymenoptera, Apidae. The transcript has a single exon.
AUGUCGAGCAGCGGCGUGACGGGCGGCCCGGUGAGCCAAGUGUGUCGUCCACACUUUCCCAGCUCCGUGCUCCACCCUUGGCUGUCCGGCAGCGGGGCGGACACGUCCAAGACGCCGUGGGGCUUCCCGACGACGACCGGGACGACCGGCGGCGACGACAAACCGCAGAGUCCACUGGGCUCGUCUCUACCGCCGACCACCGGGAGCCUUUCGAGUCACGGGGGCGCCGGUGCGGGACACCACCUGUUCUCCUUUCCGCCGACACCGCCUAAAGACGCGACGCCCGACAGCAUAACCGCGAGCACCACCUCCAACACGAACAACAACAAUAAUUCCAGUAGCGCGAACAAUAACAACAGCAGCAAUCCUUUGUCGGGACUAGGCGGAGGCGCGAGUAGCGAGUACCAAGCGGCCGUCGCGCACGCGGCGGUCAUGGGCGCGUUCAUGCACCACCAGGACGCGUUGGGCGCCGGCGGAGCCAGCUCUUGCGACGUGAAACCGAACGUGAUGCUGGGACACCACCACGGGGCACCGUCGCCGCCGCAUCAGCAGCACAACGGGAGCGGGAACGCGGGGAACGGGAACGGGAGCAACGGCGGUGCCACCGGACAAGUGAAGCAGCGCGAAGGUAAUAACCAGUCGGGCAGCCAACAGGCGAGCACGCAGCAGCAGCAACAACAGCAGCAACAACAGCAGCAGCAAGAGAACGCGUAUCAGGGGAACAACGGCGGUGGCGGCGGUGGUGCGUCCUCGCCGUCGUGCAGGGACGGCUACGCGGCCGCGGCCGCGGCUGCGGCUGCUGCGGCCGCGUCCAACAGCCACCACGCCACCUCCGGGUCCCAAUACGACCCGGCGACCAGCGCGUAUAACAUGUACCAGCACCUGCAGUAUCCUAGUACCACCCACCACCAUCACCACCACCAUCAUCACGGCGCCUCCUCGUCGUCGUCUUCGUCUUCGUCCCACAAUCCGCACAACGGGACCGCGGUUUCCGGUAUUUUCGGUCACCACGGGGCCGCCGGCGCCGGUGCCGGGAACACGACCGGCGUGGCCGGCGUGAACGUCGACUCGAAGUUGUUGGUCGGUCACGCGCACGCCAACACGCCGAGCUCGCCGUCCGCGCAGCAGCAGCAGCAGCAAAAGCCCAGGAACAAGUCGAGGACGUCCGCCGGUAAGCCGCCCGCCUACCAAACUCUCUCAUUCUCUCUCUCUCUCUUUCUCUCUUCCCCCCUCCCCAUUUUUUUAACCUUUUUAUGUUUACUCAUUUUAUUCGUUAGUUCUCUCGGUUUUGGGAUUUUCUUCCACGGUUACUGGAUACUAAUACAAACCUUGUACUCUUUGCGUGAGUUCAUGUGUUUGCAGUUUUCAAUAUUACAUUUGCAUAUCUUGAAGUGGACGUAGCUGUUUUAUGAUAACAAGAUUAAAUCCAGUAAUUCUGUUUUUAGUUUAAUGUAUCUGGUGACUACUUUAAUUUAUUUUCGAUUAACUCUUCCUGUACCGACUGAAUGUUAAGGCCUGUUCUGGUUAUGCAGUGGAACUACGUUCCUGUAUUAAGUUGAGAAAAAAAAAUGAUUGGAUAUCUUAUCAUUCAGUGGUACGGGGAUAAAGAUACGAGA